Procambarus clarkii (red swamp crayfish) is the source of this 758-nucleotide messenger RNA. The record is from RefSeq and is a predicted model, not a curated record. NCBI's taxonomy places the organism in Eukaryota, Metazoa, Arthropoda, Malacostraca, Decapoda, Cambaridae.
AUGAAUCCUACUUCCUGGAAGUUUAAAACAUCAUCAUGGCUCAAGUCAAUAUUGAAUCUCUUCACAGAGAGUUCAUUAGCAGAUUGCUGCUCAGCAACAAGAUGUCUGACGUUAUGACUAUAAUGAGGCCAGAACACACAACUGAGGAAAUGUUUUCUUAUUUGUGGAGCCUAGAUGAAGCCCAUGCAACUCUAACGCCAGUUCUGCACCCAACAAAGAAGUCAAAAGAUGAGUCUUAUGGACAUUGUAGACAGGGAGACAUAGCCUACCGCCUUCAUGAUCUAGUUCAGGCAUUAAGCUCUUAUAAUUUGGCCAUAUUAUCUGCACCACAUCCAGACACAAUCACAGAUAGUCCUAAGAACCCUGGCAAAGACAAGUAUGAAGAAUUGGCCCAAGCUUAUGAGUCACGAUCUGUUGUGCUUUAUGACCUGAAGCAGUAUACAAAAUGCUCAGAUGACAUUGACCGGGCUCUGCAACUUGGCUGUGUACAGUCACGUAGAAAAUUAUUAGACAGGAAAAGUAUUUGUCUGAAAUUAAUAUCAGAGGGUAAAGACAAGGCAUUCGAUGCUUCAGCUGAGGCUUUAAACAACUUUGAACCAUGUUUUGCAUAUAUAAACCCUGAGCCCCCUAAGUUAGCUGACCAUAACCCAGCCAUACCGUCACUCAGCAGUGCUGUCAAGCUGGCCUACACUCACUCCCAAGGGCGCCACCUGAUUGCUGAUAGAGACAUCAACCCAGGUAACUUAUUUUAUAUGUAA